This is a messenger RNA of Monoraphidium neglectum, 247 nucleotides long. RefSeq lists its product as hypothetical. NCBI's taxonomy places the organism in Eukaryota, Viridiplantae, Chlorophyta, Chlorophyceae, Sphaeropleales, Selenastraceae. The transcript has a single exon. The record is from RefSeq and is a predicted model, not a curated record. The annotation marks the transcript as partial.
AUGCCGACGAUGCCGGCGACCGUGGCCGUCACGACCGAGGGCGUCGCCGCGUUCCCUGUCACCCGCGACGUGACCCUGCUGCGCGGCAGCUGCAACGAGCGCCUCAAGUACGAGAUCGAGUACGCCCUCAAGCGGGGCACCACAGAAAACGCUUACCUCAUCAGCGUGCCCGGCGCGGGGGGCGCGGGGGCGCCCAAGGGCAGCGUGCUGGUGGAUGUUCCCUUCAAGGCCUUCCAGAACGAGUUUG